CGGGGAUCUUGGCCAUUGGAUUGGGUGCACGAGCACGAGCUUCUAGAAAUCGCAAUUGGUAAAGGGGCCGUCGCGUUUGCGUUUCGCCGCCACUCAAUAUCUGAAAUCAAAACUCACAUUAGUAUCUGUUGAUACGAAUAACCAAAUCGAAACCAAAAGUGUUAGUUAACUGCGAGCCACAUGAACAGCGAUUAAUGUUUAUAGGUAUCACAAGCACACAAGAUGAAUACCAAAAACAUUGCGCCCAACAGACCCAUAGAUGGGACAAAAUUUCUUGAGUUGUUGACAACAGUAUCAUUGAACGAGGUGCUCAGAUUUGAGUUUCGCAAAUUUUCGUCGCAGAAAUGGCAAAGCAUGGUGUUGCAAGAACAGGGAAAGUACCAAUGCAACUGCUGCAAUGUCGUACAAUGGGGGGAAAAAAAUCUCUUCAGCCACCUCAGUGGUAAGAAGCACAACGCACUAUUGAUCGGUAAUCCACAAUGGCAAAUCAGAAUUAAGCCACUCGGUGCUCCAAAGCAAGCUGCCGGCAACAAAAUCAACUCACCUUCCAUAUCCAAGAAUCAGAAUACUUCCAACACUAAUAAGGUUCAAAACAAAAACGAUAACAACGUGGCCAAGCCAGCAGCUAACACAAGUGGAAACGUAGCGCCACAGAAAGCCACUCCAAAUGCUGCUGGUGGUAAUAACCAAGCGAACAGGACCCUUCAAAGUCCGGGGAUGAAAAAAGGACCCAACUUGACGGCCCUAUCAAACACUAAUAAGAACACGGGAGGGUCAAAUAAUCUGGGACAAAAAGCGCAGCCUCAAGUAAAACCACAGUCCCAACCAGGAAAACCAAAUACUCAGGCACAAAAAGAACAGAACCAGCCACAGAAAGCACAAUCCCAGCCACAGAAAGAACAGCCUCAACAGAAAGAACAGUCUCAACAGAAAGCACAGUCUCAGCCACAGAAAGCACAGGCUCCACAACAAACACAAAGUCAGACUAAGCCUCCGCAGGGCCAACAAAGAACACAACAAGGCCAAGGUGGGAUGCAACAAUCCAAUUCGAAGAAAUCACCAGACAUAGUGAAAAAUCCACUCGCCACCAAAAUAACCUGUGUUCCGCUGGCGAACCUAAUCAGUGCUACCCCAGAGCCUGUAACAGAUGACAACAACGAUGUCAUCAUUAUAGAUGAGGAUCAGCCGGCAGAGGGUGACAAGAACUUGGCCGGUCCCAAGAACCUCAAACCCAAUCAAGCUGGUCCGAGUCAGGCAGCUCCGAAUCAGGCAGCUCCAAAGCCGAAACCUAUGCCGAAUCAAGCAGCUACAAAGCAACCUGUGCCCAAUCAAUCAGCUCCCAAACAAAAUAUGCCCAAUCAAGGUGGUCCAAAGAACCCAACGGCUAACCAAGGUGGUCUAAACAAACCAAUGGCUAACCAGGCGGGAUCCAAGCAAAAGUCUACGCCGCCUAAUCAUGCAGGAACCAGAAAUAUUUUACCUAUACAGAGAUUGCCAAGCAAGAAUGCCGUGGCUCCCGUUCGCUCUGUUCCCGCUGAAAAGGUAAUAGCACCUUCGUCUUAUGGCGGCCCAGGGAUACCACGUGCAGCUCCGUCCUAUCCUGGCACAUCGAAUAAACCAACUGGCAUUACCUUUGAUUCCAAUUCACAUCAAGACGAAAUCAUGAAGCUGGUUGGAGUUGAGUACGUUUUGAAAAUAGUGAGGAGUCUGAACGACUUGAAUAUACGCUAUUUGUGUUGCUUAUGCGAAAUAACCGUCACCGAGCAAUCAAUGCACAACCAUUUGUUGGGCUACAACCACCGUCUCAAGUACUUUGACAAGCAUUAUCCGACUGCCAUGCGUCAGUUCCGCCAGUAUGUGUCCAAUGUGCCCGAGAGCGAUGUCUGCAAGAUCAUGAUUCCCAUAUUCGAUAAGCUUGCCCUGGCCAUUGAGACGCAUCAUGGUCGAAAGACGCCCUUCCAAUGCUAUGAGCACUUCUUUGCCAAAGAUCGUCAGUCUCUGAUCUCCAAGGCCUUUAAUCGAUUCCAUGCCUCGGAGAAGGUGGGUCCAUCGUUUACGCAUGUCGUGGACGCGCAAGAGGUGGAUGAGUUAAUAAAAAAUGCACGAAGCAACACCCAGUGCGUUAUGAACAUGGAAAACCCGAAUCCCUACAUGUGUCCUCCGGCCUCGAAUUAUGCUGUGGGCUACCAGAAUAUGCCUGUGGCGGCGAGCAAUGUCCCAUCAAAUACCGUCGACGAUGAGACGCACAAGCGAAUGGUUGAGAAUUUUCUUCGAGACACUAGGCAAUCCUCGGGAGAUAAUCAGAAGUCCCGAAGCUCGAAGCGCUCCCGGUCCAAGUCUCCACAACAAAGAAAGAGGGUGGCAACAACGAAUCCCAUGAAGAACAAGCUAUGGAACCUCGAACGCUGGUCGGUGUCUCCACUGAGAGAAGGGGACAUCUGGCAGGCCUACCGUCACAUGGUCGAUAUGAAGGUUCGCGAACUGAACAACUCGUUUGCAACGUACAAGUCUGACCCGGAGCAGCAUCCGAAUUAUCAGAGCGAGUGGCAAAUGUUCUGGAAGCGCCGCAAGGACGAGCUUGUUCUCGCCGGGAUCAACCAUCGUUCGUACAACUAUCAAAACGAAUGGAUUCAUUUCUUUAACAAUCGCCUUGAAGAACUGUAUGACCAGGACAUUGAGAACAUCAAAGUAAAAUGCCGCGAAAGAUUGUGCCUGCCCAUGACUAAUAAUGAAUUGAGUAACAAAAAGUAUCAUGUCAAUGUUCCCGAGCCACCUUCUUCCCCUGUAAUAACCCACAACGAGCCAGUAGCCAAUAGAGACGUUCAGAAAAUGUCAGUCGAUGAGGAGACUGAGGCUCCUCCCAAUGUGAUUCACGUUCUGCGCCUUUUAACUGCUUUGGAGGAUUACCUUGGUAGCUUGGGGCCUUUUAUUACCGAAAUGCUGGCCAAAGCCUUGCAGGCCCAAAAACUUUAUCCCGAGCAAAUACAUAGCCUAACGCUGACAGCAGAGAAUUGUGCCAUCUUGGAGACGGCAAAGGAAAAGUUUACUGGCCUCUUGAUUUCGCAGAUCUACGAUCCCACCAAGGAGCGAGCAUUGAAGAAGGCGAUUAGUGACACGGAACUAUUGCUUGAAGUGGCCAGCAAAUACACCAAUCCCAAAGAUACCGUCGCACUUCCUAUUGUUGAAAAGCAAACGCCGCAAAUUGUAAACCGAAUUCAGCAAAACGUCGAAAAGCCGUUGAAUAAAACUGAAUUAGCAGCCAAAUUGGCAUCGUCAUUGGUAUCCCAGGGCAAAACAUCCAUUAAUCGCGAAGAACUGCAGAAAAUCCUUCAAGUUUAUACGAUGAUUGAGCAAAAGAAACGUCAGGAUAUUGGUGAAGCCCCAAGCAACUCGGGAAAUUAUCUACCCUCCAACUUGGACAAUCAGUUACGCAGCAACUCUGGAAAUCAUCUCCACAACAACUCUGGAUAUCUCCCUAGCAAUUCGGGAAAUAAUCUCCCCAGCUACAUGGGAAAUAAUCUUCCCAGAGACUCUGGAAAUUAUGCCAGCAAUUACUCGGAAAAUUCUUUAUCCCCAGUACGUCCAAGUCCCCUGAUUUCAAACCCAAUUAACAAUGAUAACUUGUUGACACAACACUCGGCUAGAAAUUUAAAUGUCGCGAACAAUGCGAGCAACACGACCAGUAUGUAUACUGGUCAAAACUAUCCCUCAAAUGUGGCUCGCUUUAAUAACCAAAACACUAACAGCAUAACUAACACCACAAGCGCGUUUUCGGCUGAUCGUGGACUGUUUGGAUCUGGCGUAUUAUCAUCAUCGACAUCAUCGUAUCAAAACAGUCAGUUUGGCACUGGACCGUCACUGAAUCCUACCAGCAGCGUUCUGCGGAACGAUAUAAGCACUUCGUCGCUUUUCAACUUCAAUACCCAUUUGAAUCCAACAUACAACAACACCAACACAAGCCGAAGGAAUUUCUAAAUGAUAAUGAUUAUGUUAGCUUAAAUAUGAAUUAGAAUUAUGAUUGAACACCUACCUGUAUAAUUUUACAAUGAUGUAAUCACUGAAUUUACAAACCAUCCGCAUACAUUGAAGAUCUGUACAACAUUUUAACAAUGUAAUGUAAAUAAACUUCAUAAUUCGACACCUUUUAGUUUAAUCAUUUGCAACAUACAUACACACUUCAAAGAUCAGAAUAUAUUUACAUGUCUACAUUAUUUUACAACAUUAA
Molecule: messenger RNA, 4225 nt
Organism: Drosophila kikkawai
Lineage: Eukaryota; Metazoa; Arthropoda; Insecta; Diptera; Drosophilidae
Molecular function (GO): zinc ion binding; nucleic acid binding
Source: RefSeq, a predicted model, not a curated record